Messenger RNA from Leptomonas pyrrhocoris, 3337 nucleotides. RefSeq lists its product as hypothetical. NCBI's taxonomy places the organism in Eukaryota, Euglenozoa, Kinetoplastea, Trypanosomatida, Trypanosomatidae. The coding region runs from base 566 to 3337 and encodes 923 amino acids. The record is from RefSeq and is a predicted model, not a curated record. The transcript has a single exon.
AGGAAAGGUCCAACGUUAUAUGUCGCGUGAUCGCUCCCCCUCCCCUUCCUCUUUCUUUCUUACGCACGGACCGCAAGACACCAUCUGCGGAUAUGAAUGGCGGGUCCCUAUUGUGAUGAAGAGCAAGCGGUCGAGAGAGACGUCUGAAUGUGCAGCUUUGUCCUCUGCACUUCCGCCCUCUCCCCUCUGUCCCGUCGGUGAACUCGAUGACUCGGCAAUUCGCCACCCACGCUAAUUUCAACCUUGAAAUGUGUCUCCUCUGCGUGCCUACCUUUCCUUCGUCUCUCCUUUGCGCUUUCGCUCCUCCUCCGUCUCGGUAUGGUGGUGGCCGUGCGGAACGUGCAGCAAUGCACGGACGUAUUUGUGUUUCCCGCACCCGAACUGGACCAUCUUGUCGUUUCCGUAAAUUUAACGUAAACACCUGUCCCUUCUUCUUCCCUUCGUACUACGUACACCUGAAGAAAAGGAAACAGAAAGUGUGCUUGUACGACCCUUCACUCCCUGCGAGAGGCACGUCGUCCUUCACCUUAGCUGGCCUUUGUUCGGGUGUGUAUGUGCGUGAACGAUGGACGGCGCUAAAGUCACCGGCAGCGAAGCAGCAGGCAACAACACAGUGACCGGUCAGCUCUAUAAAACGCCUGCGUACUACUCGCACAUUACUGUUACCCCGUUAAGCCACGAGACGGAUCUCGAUGGUGCCAUCCAUUCGCAUAAAGGCCGGGGCUAUGUGGCGUACUUCGCCGAAACCGUGAAGGAGGCGCAGGCCAAACUGGUUGCCGGCCUCCGCGAGGGCGGGGUCGAGGUGGCACACGGCGACGACGCCCAUCUUCUGGGGGUGUGCGGCGUGAACUGCCGCGACAGGGACAGCUGCAUACACACCCUCUCAGGGGGCGACAUACGGGCCCUGUGCAUCGACCACAAAAACGACAUUUUAGGCGCAACGGGAGAGCACUGGACGCGCGUGUUGGUUUGUCUCCAUAACGGCGGAACCACGCUGCACGAUCUCUCGCUGGAGUGCUUUCCCCGAGGUCACACGGAGCUGGUCGUGCGGGUGCACCUCUACUACCCAAACAACGUGCCCUGCGGCAGCGUACACGAUCGACGCGCUCGCCUGGUCACGAAGAAGCAGUUCGUGCCGAAGGACGCACGCAGCUCUCAAGGGCACCACCUUUUGCACCACGCCCGUAUCGGUGCCAGAUGUGGCCCGCCGCCAUGCGAGUCGCUGUUUCCUUCUUCCACCAAAGGAGCCCCGGACCAGGGCUUCACCACGGAGAGCAACUGCACCGCCAUCACCGUGGAGACCGUCUUUGUGCGUGACGCGUCGCGGCGGCAGCAGCCCUUCUACGCCGAGGACACGGAGCAGGCGCGUGUCUACUUCUCCUACCUGCACGCAAGCGAGCUCGUCACGGACGAGCAGCUGUCGGACAACUUCCCUAGCGGACCACUGGACGCGAUUACGAUGCCGGCCUUCACGGAGGACCGCGACAAGGAGAAGUUCAACGUGCUCGUGCGCCUGUACCUGCUCGCGCACGACCAGGGGUGGACCUCCACGCUCACGGACCGCAGUCCCCACCCCCUCAACGACUCGCGGCUGCCGGUGCUCUUCCGCUACGUCACCACCCAGCUGGACGUGGCAGACCGCCGCAACCCGCAGUCGCUGGUGCUGGUGAAGCAGGAGCUGCUGCCGGACGUGGAGUCGCAGGUGGUACGCUUCUGCUUCGGUCGUGUCGUGAGCGACGCCCUGCGCCGACGCAUCAUCGCACGCAGCACACGCGACCCGUCGCACCACGCCCGCGUCGUGUGCUACCUGCCCUACGGCACCAACGUGCCCGCCUUCACGGACGCGCAGAUCGCCGUGCUGGCCGCGCUGUACCCGGCGCUGGGCAUCCGCAAGCCCACCUGCGCCGCGGACUGGUGCGAGCUGAGCCGGUCGCUGCACCAGCACGGCGUACCGCUCCUCGACAUUCUGCAGUCGGUGGGCACGCCGCUGACGGACCGGCACGGCGCCGACAUCGUCACGGACGUCUACGUGCCCUACACGCCGGACAUGGCCGGCACUUACUUCGUGGUCAUCGCCAACCGGCCGCUGCGCGACUACAUCUCCCUGGUCAACCAGCGCUGGCUGCUGGAGGACCUGCUGGGCCGCACCUGCGACUCCGCCACCACGCACACCGCCUUCAGCGCCUGGGUGCGCUACUGGGGCGCGAUAGCGCGGCUGAAGCACGAGCUGGAGGAGCAGAUGAACACUGACACCGUCUCUGCGCACCUGGGCCUGCGGCUGCCGGCUGGUGCGCGAGGGCAGCCGGCGUCGUGUCUCGUGAACGGUCGGGUGACGGACGGCAGCGGCGGACUGGUCUUCGCGGAGCUGUGUGGGCGGCGCUUUGCGGAUGCGAAGCACGUCGGUCACCUGCCCCCCGGGACGGCCGUAGUGUAUCGCUUCCGCUGGGACGGCGACAGGCUCCACUUGAAGUACCUGCCGACACCGUCGGAGCAAGUCGCGGCUCUGCCUCUCCACAUCCCGCACGCAGAGAAGGCGCGGAGACCUGGCGGGAUGCGCGGCGUGUGCGAAGCACCCCCGGCAGUGCAAUCUGCGGAGGACCCCAGCGCUGCUGCGACAUCACCGUUUGAAGACGCAGCUGCAGAGUCGAAUGUGGAAGCCGCGCUAAAGCCGAAGGGAAUCCCGGCGGCUGUGCCGCCCUUCUCGUUGCUGGCGACUCGCCGCGUUGGUGUGGGCAAUUUGGGCUACGGCCUGAUUCUCCGCCACCUCCCUGCGCCGCCGCCAGCCGCGUCUGCAACAACAGGCGGCGGCGGCAGCGUCGAUGGCGAUGACGAUGAGCCGCAGUACCCGGCGACACCCCAGCCGCCAAGUCGCGGCGAUGGGCGAGGCUCGGCUUGGGGGGACGGAGGCCCACUCGGGGGACGAGAUCGUGGCCGCGGCGAUCCCCGCGCCAGCACCGAGCGCAGCGCCCGCGGCCGGCACGUGGACAACGGCGAUAAUGCGCACGAGGGCGUUCAUAGUGCGAAAGCGCCGCCGUUCAGAGACGGAACGCGGCGGGGUCGCAACGGGGCCUCGCCAACGCGGGGUGGUGCCAGCUUCGAUCACGGCGAUCGGCAAAGCUCGGCGCGCGGGCGCGCGGGCGGAUGGCACGCGGCUGGUGUUGCGAACGGCGACAAGGACGACUGGGAACGUGGUGGGGCGUGGCGGCCGUCCAACACCGGUGCGGAUGCAGCUGGUGGCGGUGCUGGAGGCGGUCGGGACGACUGCUUCUACGAUCCCAAUUACGUCCCCAAUGUCUCGAGACAGGCGGUGGGCAACAGAGGCCGCCGUGCGUGGUGA